This is a messenger RNA of Myotis daubentonii (Daubenton's bat), 4385 nucleotides long. It is a transcript of the gene ERICH5, whose product is annotated as glutamate rich 5. The record is from RefSeq and is a predicted model, not a curated record. NCBI's taxonomy places the organism in Eukaryota, Metazoa, Chordata, Mammalia, Chiroptera, Vespertilionidae.
CCUUCCUCUCUGAAAUCAAUAAAUAAAAACAUUUAAUAAAAAAAAGAGAAAGGUACAACAAGUAAAUGCAACAUGUGGUUCUGGGUUGGACAACUGACCCAAGACCCAAGUUGAAUACGAGGGUGGAUUAAGUAGAACUAUAUCCGCGUUAAACUUCCUUGUGGUAACUGUACUUAAGUUAGUUAGGUAAGAUUAAAACUGCAUCGCAAAUGUAGUCCACCAAUCAAUAGCCACUAAACAAUAGCCACUGCUCACAAUCGUCUCCUCCUCUCCCCAGCUGCUUAGUGAUGAUUCCGAGAAUCCCUCCACCCUCUUCCCAACAUCAUUUCUAUUCUGCUUUCCGGCCUUUCCUACCCGUUCACCUUCUCUUCUCCCACCUUCUCCUCCCCCGGCUCCUGGCCCCUGUCCUCUCCCUCUGGCUGCUCUGCGCUCCUGGCUCCUAGCUCUCGGCGGCUCCUUCCCCUCCAGGUGCGCCCCGCCGCCCCGCCGCCCCGCGCUCCGCUGUGCGCUUGCGCUCUGCAGCCGCGGGAGCCGGGCCCCGGAGUUGCAGGAACUUCUGCGCUGCGGAGCCGUCGCGCGGGACCCAGGCUCCCGGGCGGAUACCGCGUGGGGCCGGGAGCGGUGGCCGCACUCGCCCUCCGGGCCGCGCUCCUGCCCGCGGCGGCGGCGCCACGAUGGGCUGCUCCAGCAGCGCCCUCAGCCAGGCCGGCGACAGCCGCAGACGCCGCAUCGAAGAAAGUGAGUCCUGCUUUGUCCAACCCAAACCCCAUACAUUGGGAGGAGAAUCUACUAUUUAUGACAAGGCACAAAAGGAAAACCUUCCUCCGUUAGAGAAGCUCAAGAUUUCAGCAGCGUCUACAGCUAAUGGUGUUAAAUCCCUUCAUGAUCAGCCCCUGGCAAAGGACGCUGCAGACCCGCUGGGAUCCCCGGAGAAGAUUCGGCCUUUAGAGGGACCCCAGGAGUCUGGGCCACUUCAGCAAGAUGGCAAAGAUGAAACUCCCGGAGCAGGAGGACAGAAAGAUGUGAAAGCAGUGACAGAGGCCCAGCCUUUGGAAGGAAAUGCCGAGUCGGAACCUUUAGGAACAGAAGCCAGGCAUCAGCCUUUGAGGACAGCCGGCGAGAGGGACUCCCCUGGAGCCGUAGGAGACACCGAGACUCCACAGACUGCCAGAGAGGUGAAACCUCUAAGAAGAGCUGGAAAAAUCCCACCUCUGGAAGCAGGUAGAGGGUCACAACCUCCAGCAAAGCCCCACCUCCUAGACACCGUUCCCACGGAGACGGAAGCUCCAGAAAUAGUGGAAGGACGUCAGCCUGUUGAAACAGCUGAGGAACAUCAACUUCAAGAAACACUGGGGAGGGAUGAGCGAUCCCAACUCCUAGAAACAGCGUCCAAAGGGAAAGGAUUUCUGGAAAUACCGGAAGGAGGUCAGCUUGUGGAAGCAGCUGUAAAGAACGAUUUGAUUCCUAAAACUCCUGAAGGUCUGGUAAACAUGGAGCAGAUUCAACCGGAAGGACUAGUCGGAAGCGUGGAGCGUCCAGCAGGACCUCUGGAAACAGGGACAGACAUGGACAUGGUCAGGAAAAUUCACACCAAAAAGGAGGACCAAAACAUUGAAGGCGAGACAGGCGAAGAGGUUGGAACAGAGAUGGAGAAAGUUAGUGAAAGAGCGGAAACAAAAGAAGAAACAGGAGGAGCUGUGGAUCUUCCAGCAGCCACCUAGAUAGAGCAUGCUGAUGCCAUCAAGAAUUGUUCUGCGAACCCAUCUUGGAAACGGGAAAGACCAUAGAGAUCAAACAGUGAAACGUGGCUUGUCAUUAAAACCGCCGGAGCGCCUGGUCACACGGCUGGUUUUGCUGCUUUGGUGAAGGAAGGAGCUCCCUGGGUCGCUGUGAAUCACUGCUUUUACGUUAGCAUCAAAGACUGGCCUAAUGAUCAUGAAAGAAGUCUUUCCAGUGUCUUAAGAGCCACACUUUAUUUGAAUCACUGCCCUGUUAAGAGCUUCUCUUAAAAAAAAUAAAUAAAUAAAAGGGAGAAUAUAAAGUUGUUUUCUAUUGCAGAUAAAUUCACUGAUUCUCCAAAGAACAAGCCUCAUUGCUCUGUGGAAUUUGGAGGCCACUCGCCGCUUAUGUAAAACUUGGUGAAUCAGGGAGCCCAGAACGCUUGUAGCAGUCUGGGGGGGGGGGGGGGGGUUUAAAAACCAUUGUGCUCACUGCUCCAGCUCUUUAUUUAAGAGAAACAGUAGCACCCUUCUAACUGAUGUUGAUUUUUGUGGAAUUAAUUUUAAAUUUCUUUUAACUCUAAUAUUCCUCCUAGUCUAAGCAUCCUUUUUAAAUUGGGAGAGUUUAAUCUGUUUAAAAUAAUGUGUUCAUUCAUAUACUUAGUUAUUUCUGUUAUCUUAUUCUUAGCUUUUCCAUGUCUUAUUCUUUGAUUCCCCCCUUUUCUGACUUCUGAAGUAUUGAUUGAGUUUUUCUUAUUUCCUAAAAUUCUGGUUUGGCAAUAACAUAUUUUUUCUAAUUUAGUAAUUACUCUUGCAUUGUUACAUACAUAUUUGACUUAAAUUCUCACGUUUAUCCAGCUUCCUCCGAGUAGUACGAGGACUUAGAACUCCAACUCAGCUCUCCUCUCCUGUUAGUUCUAUGAUUUCAGUUCUACCACAUUUCCACUUAACCUCUUCCCAAGCCCCUAGCCCCCAACUUCGUAUAUUUUUAGUUUCUUUACAGUCAGGCGUAUUUAGAUUUACUUACAUGAUUUUUUGCACACACUCCUUAUUGAGGUAUAUUUUUUUUGUGUGUGUGUGUCUUUUUUUUUCAGCAGGGGCUUGUUUAGUUUUUUUCACUUUGCAGAGUUCUUUAUGGUCCUCUGCCUUGGUCAUUGCUGACGUGGUGUUUGCCGUCAGUGAUGUCUUGCCUUUCUAGGUAGCCUGUUUCCUCCCUGUUUGAUGUUAAGGGUUUCUCUCUGCCUUUGAUGUGUUCUGCACCCAGUAUAACACAAGGCCCCAGGACAUGUAGCACCCUUUCUUACUGCUUUGCCAGGCUAGUGGAGUUUCUAGUCCUCUUCCACCGCUUCUCACUGUAGCCCUUCCUAGGCUGUCGAGGGGUCUCUUCCCAGUACCUCAAACUUAUACCCCCAGGACAUCACCUUCUAAAGUAGGAAUUUAGAACCCCAGCUCCUAGGGCCUGUAUCUAGGUCUCAAAUCCCCAUGGACUUCAUAUUUCAGCUCAUUCUUUUGGCUCUGAUUCGAUUUCUCUGUUUGUGCCUGGCACCUGGGAAUCUCCCUUUUCAGACUCACCAUUUAAAAUGUGUUUAACAGGAGGAGAAAGGGCCUUGAAAACAAGAGUUCUUUUCUUUCUUAAGAGUUAUUUUCUAGUGGAAUCAAAGACUUCUGAGACAAGGAGACUUCCAGAGUGCUAUUGUAAGUGUUAGUUGAAGUGUAUAAUAUGCCCACAGCUCUAACUUCUUACUGAUUGCUUGUCUGCCUAGUCCGCCCAGGGACUUCAAGGGCUCUUUCUCAUAUAUGCGUAGCCCACGUGGAGUGGCACUGAGCUCUCGUUACCCGUUGAACUUGAGGUGUCUGUCGAAGCCUGUGAUCAUCUCAGGCAUGUCCAGAUUAUAUCGGACUAACUACCCUAGAAGGAGUACGUGAUGCUUCUGUAAACUGAUCUUUCUACAGAAAAACUCUGCCGUGAUCUAAGGCAGCGGUUCUCCCAGGGCGUCCCUGAAUCCUCAGAAGCCACAUUGCCUGGGAUCGUACAGUGCACACUGUUCCCAUGCCAUUGGUUAGAUAUCUUCUUCUUCAUGAUUCUUAAGUUAAAGUUUGAGAAAAUGUUUGGACUCGGGGUGGUCCAGUGAUGGAUACUUUCAAUAAAUAGGUGAAGUAUGAAAAAAAAGUGGGCAAAUGAUUUGAACAGAUAAAAGAAGACAUAUGAAAAGCUAGGGAGUUCUGCAUAUGAAAGAUACCCAAUAUAUUAGCUAUUUACAGAAAUGUAAACCAGAACCACAAUAAGACACCACCACACACAAUAGGACAUGAUUGACAGUAUUGGUGAGGAUGUGGAGCUCCUGGAACCCUCAUACAUUGUUGGUGGGAAUGUAAAUAGUAUAGACACUUUGGAAAAUAGUUUGGCAGUUUCUUAAAAUUUUAACAUACAAUCCAGCAUUUUCUUUCCCAGGCAAGAAAAAUUAAAAGUCUAAAGACUUUACAUGAAUAUUAAGAACAUCAUUAUUAUUGACAGAAAAAAUUAAAAAUUUUUUAAAACAACCACAGAUAGAUUCAACUAAAGGCUAUAUAUUAUUUGAUUCUAUUUAUAUGAAAUUCUAGAAAAGAUAAAGGAAUAGCAGCAGAAAUUAGACUAUUGGCUGCCUGGGCCCAUAAGAACAAGGGAAU